Quercus lobata is the source of this 1987-nucleotide messenger RNA. RefSeq lists its product as uncharacterized. NCBI's taxonomy places the organism in Eukaryota, Viridiplantae, Streptophyta, Magnoliopsida, Fagales, Fagaceae. The coding region runs from base 1108 to 1755 and encodes 215 amino acids. The transcript has 4 exons. The record is from RefSeq and is a predicted model, not a curated record.
AGCCAUUUUAGUUCUCACUUUCACUUCAAACAAUUUCCGUCUGAGCUCUCUCACACGCACUCGAAGCAGCAAGUGCUCUCCAAGCUCCGAUCCACACACUAAGCUCCAAGCUCUAAUCCAUACACCAAGCUCCAAGCUCCAAGCUCUGAUCCACACACCGAGCUCCAAGCUCUUUGCUCCGAUCCACACACCGAGCUCCAAGCUCCAAGCUCCAAUCCACACACCGAGCUCCACCAUCUCCCUCACGCCAAACGCUCAAGAUCCUCUCCCUCACGCAGCCAAUCCUCUCCACGCACGGUGAGUUUCCCUUUUCCAUUUCUCAGUCUGAUCCACAUAGCUCAUUUCUCAGUCCGAUCCCCAAAAUUUCUCAGUUCGAUCCACCCUCAUUUCUCAGUCCGAUCCACCCUCUCAUCACUUCAUUUCUCAGUCCGAUCCACUCUCUCAGUUCAUUUCUCAGUCCGAUCCACACAACUCCGAUCCACACACCAAAAAUAUAGAGAAUGAAAAAGCCGACCCACCCUCAAUUUUGGUCAUCAUGUUUGUAAUGUGGCCUGAUUCUACUGUACCCACUUGUUGAUUUUCUGCUAUACAUGAGUUGGUUGUCAGAAAUUAGCAGUAGGAUUAGAGAUCUAUUGGUUUUUUUAAGGAAAAGAUAAUGAAUUGAAAGAAGGGUUUUUUCUAAUGGGAAAGAAAAUGUUUGGAGGAUUGGAGCUAGUGCAUUAGUUGGAGAGAGAGAGAGAGAGAGAGAGCGCUGUCAAAAGGUUCGGAGAUAAUGGAUUACAAAGAAAGCUAAGGAGGAGGAAGCUCUGUAACAUAAGUAAAGACAUCAUUUUGAGUGUGACUUUCUCAAACACAGUUGAAGAAAAGGCAAAGUGGGUUUUCAACAAACUAAAAGUAAUGUCAAAGGGCAAAGAGAAGGUGAGCAGCAGCAAGCAGUUCAGGUGGCUACCACCCAUGCACUCAACGAUGCUUAGGAUACUUGCGUAGGAGGCUGCAAAGGGCAACAAGCCCUCUAGCACUUUCAGGGCAGGCUCCUUUGCACUUAUAGUGAAGGAGAUAACUGCCCAAUUUAGGGUUGAGUGCCACCCCUCUUAGGUUGAAAAUCGGAUGCGGACUCUAAGGACCAUGUGGUCCAUUAUUCAGACUAUUAGAAAGAAGAGUGGCUUUGGCUGGGAUGAUAACCUAAAAAUGAUAACAUGCGACGCGAAGACAUACCAAGAAGAAGUCAUGAUGCAUCAAAAGCAUGCGGAGUAUCUAAACAAAAAAAUUGAGAUGUAUGAUGAAUUAGCUAUUGUUGUGGGGAAGGACACAGUCAUGGGUGGCUUUUCUAAGUCCUAUGUGGAUAUUGAGAAUGAGACAGACAAUGGGGAUAGUGCUGAGUUUGUUGCAGACAAUAUGGAGGAAGGUGUGGUCAAGAAAGGGAAGAAUGUAGUCGAGUCAUCCACCACUGGGUCGGGAAUUUCCAAGUCCCGCAAAAGAGGGCGUGCACCUUCUAAUGCUGAUGAUAGUAUGCUGACUGAUUUGUCUAAUCAGCUGAAGGAAAUAGCUGUGGCUUUGAAAGAAAUCAACCGGGGACCGGUGGAUUACACAGCUCUUUACAAUGAGGUCAUGGUUAUGAUGGCGGAUGGGUAUAGCGAAGACAUGCUCGCAACUGCGUUUGACCAUCUUUGUGAAAAUGAGAAGAUAACACGGGAAUUUCUAGCCAAGAAUGCUAGGUUGAGAAAGCUGUGGUUGGAUGGUUUUUUGUUCUCAUAACUUUGACUUGUCUGUUUCAUGUUGACUGUGAUGGUAGCUUUAGGAAUUAACUUUUGUUGUAGUACUAGUAUUGAUCUACCAUUGUAUUAUAUAUGUAGUCUUUUGUAUUAUUAGGACAAUACAAUUGCCCAAAUUAUGUAUUUGUACUGUUUAGAUACCAUGAGUAGGUAUCAUUUUUGUACACCAUGGAGGUGUAAUGCCAAUGGUGAACGAUUGAUGUGGCUAUUUUUAU